AUGAGGUCGACGCUUUCCCAAGGAGUCGUCUUCCUUCUCUACGGCCUUGCGGCUGCGGUGCCGUCGCGAUCGACUGGCAACGAUGUGACGAAGAGGCAGAACACGUCGCCUGGCGGCCCUUCAGCCCCCGCUGCGUCGGCUCAACCAGGUGUUCCCCAGACGUGCAACACUCCCGACAACAGAGCCUGCUGGGCCGAUGGUUUCGAUAUCAACACGGCCUACGAGGAGAAGGUUCCGACCACUGGAAACACUCGUUCGUACGAGCUGGUGCUCACUGAGCACACCACGUUCACCGGUGGAGAUGGAAUGAGCAAGAACUCAGCAAUGCUGAUCAACGGCAAGUCUUUCUGCGCUUUCCCUGGACCUACCAUUGAGGCCAACUGGGGUGAUAAUGUCGAAGUCAGAGUUGUGAACAACUUGAGGACAAACGGAACAUCAAUCCACUGGCACGGUCUGCGUAUGUUGAACAACAACAUCAACGACGGAGUCAACGGUAUUACCGAGUGCCCUCUGCCGCCCGGCUCAAGUAAGACCUACAAGUGGAGGGCGGAGCAGUACGGUUCUUCUUGGUACCACUCUCAUUUCUCGGAUCAGUACGCCAACGGUAUCGUCGGUGCCAUCAAGAUCAACGGUCCUACGUCUCAGAACUACGAUGUGGACUUGGGCGCCUACACCCUCACCGAUUGGUACUACAAGGGAGCCGAUGAGAUCCGAUCCACGUUCACCGCUCCUGCUUCCGUCCCUGCCAGUGACAACAUUCUGUUCAACGGCACCAACGUCAACAAGAAUGGUGGCGGCAACUACUCCCGCGUCACUCUCCAGAAGGGCAAGUCCCACAAGAUCAGCUUGAUCAACAUGUCCGUCGACAACACGUUCUCCGUCCAGCUCGUCAACCACAAGAUGACCGUUGUCAACAACGAUCUUGUCCCCGUCAAGCCGUUCGAGACCGACUCUCUGUACCUGAGUGUUGGCCAGCGCUACGAGGUCAUCAUCAAGGCCGACCAGAACCCCGGCGCCUACUGGUUCAACGUCUCGUUCCCUUCCAACAGACUCUGCGGCACGUCCAACAUGAACAAGCCUGCUUCCAUCUUCCAGUACGAGGGAGGUGGUGCCAAGGACAUGCCCAAGGACGCUGGCAAGGCCAUCACGGAUGCCCAGUGCCAGGACAAGACCGACUUUGAGCCCAUCUACAGCAUCGAUGUCGACUCUGGUGGCUUCCAGAAGACCUCCGACAACACUCUCGAUGUUACCGUUGACACCAGCAGAACCACCAACUCUCAGCAGGUGUACUGGAAGGUCAACAACCAGAACAUGGACAUCGAGUGGGAUACCCCGACGUUGUCGUACCUUGCUCAGAACAAGACCAAUUACCCCGCGGCUUACAACGUUUUCCAGGUUCCCGAUGGCAACAAGUGGGCUUACUGGGUUAUUGAGAACCUUUUCCCGGCUCCUCACCCUAUGCAUCUUCACGGCCACGACUUCUACAUUCUCGGCCACUCCGAGCCCGCCUCCAGCGGUCGCGGUGACGGUGUUCGCUUCAACGCGCAGAGCGACACGUCCAAGCUGAACUUCAAGAACCCGACCCGUCGCGACGUCACCCAACUGCCCGGUCGCGGCUGGCUCGUCGUUGCCUUCAAGACCGACAACCCCGGCGCCUGGCUGUUCCAUUGCCACAUCGCGUGGCACGUCAGCCAGGGCUUGAGUGUCCAGUUCCUCGAGCGCCAGAAUGACAUCGCCAAGACCUUCAAGAUCAGUGACAUUGAUCAGACCUGCGACCAGUGGGGUGAUUAUGCUGCGAACAUGCCCUUCCAGCAGACCGAUUCGGGUCUCAAGCGCAAGAUUUAA
Molecule: messenger RNA, 1845 nt
Organism: Colletotrichum karsti
Lineage: Eukaryota; Fungi; Ascomycota; Sordariomycetes; Glomerellales; Glomerellaceae
Product: laccase
Exons: 6
Coding region: 1-1845 (614 amino acids)
Molecular function (GO): copper ion binding; oxidoreductase activity
Source: RefSeq, a predicted model, not a curated record